GUCUUUAGCAUAAGGUAGAGUGGUUAACAGCUUUUAUAUUUUAAUUGGCUAAAAAUGAUUGUAUUAUUUCUAUAGGCAUAAGCUAUAAAUAUGUUACGUAAUAGUUAAAGUUUUUCAUAGUACCUAUAGUUUCCUAACCUGUUGGCUGAGAUUAAAAGUUUUUAAAAUAAAAAUAAUACUCGGUUGUACCAGAUGAUUAUUGCAGUGGGCGUUUUAAUGUUAUGCUGUUUCGUGCAGUGAUGGUUUUUAUUAGAUUCCCUUUUUAUUGGUUCAGUAUUAUUAGUUUGUUGCUAAUAAACGUGUGCUCGAAAGGUUUCACUUAAUUUGAAAAAAUAAACAUUGUGUAUUGUUUGCUUGAAUCAAUUUUUAUGAUGGAAGACUAUUGGAAAACAGUUAUAUGUAAUCGACUAAAGAAUAGGAACAUAAGAGAACUUGAUGGCUAUCAAAGCCUUAUUAAUUUUUAUAAUAAGUUGUAUGAAAGUUCAUUACUUUUGCGAGCUCAAAAUUCUAAAUUAGAAUCACAAAUAUUACGAGGAAAUUCUAGUGGUGAUCUAAUGCUGACAGAAAAAAUCUCUACAUUAGAACAGAAAUUACUCAUGCAACAGGAAGAACUAACUGAAUUACACCGAAGACGUGGAGAAAACGCUCAACGAAGUAUUGAUUUGAAUGCAAAACUACAACAAGCUGAAAAAUUAUUACUUGAUAAAAAUAACAGGUUUGUAAAUUUAUAAUAUUUUGGAUUGUAUUAUUAU
Daktulosphaira vitifoliae (grape phylloxera) is the source of this 752-nucleotide messenger RNA. RefSeq names its product autophagy-related protein 16-like. The coding region runs from base 369 to 731 and encodes 120 amino acids. Gene Ontology annotation, cellular component: autophagosome membrane. The transcript is spliced from 3 exons. The record is from RefSeq and is a predicted model, not a curated record. NCBI's taxonomy places the organism in Eukaryota, Metazoa, Arthropoda, Insecta, Hemiptera, Phylloxeridae. Gene Ontology annotation, biological process: autophagosome assembly.